ACCUUUACCUUUACUAUGUAUCUGCCCAUGUUAUAAUAGCCCCUUUUUUGAGGUGUUGCCAAUGUUAUUUUGCACUUUAUUGUCCAUUUCAACUGUGAAAUACCUUUCCCAUUCCAGCACAUUCUGUACUCGGUUUUAUGAAUUAGUCUCCUGUUUUAAUAUUUUAAUAUUGUAUGCUUUAUGUCAAUUUUAUCAAUUGUUUUACUGAUAAUUGAGAUUUUAUUGGUAUAAUUGUUUUAUUGUUGUAUCAUUGAUAUUUGAUUGUUUUAUCGGGCUAGGCCCCAUGUAAGCUACCCCGAGUCCCUUUUGGGAGAUGGGGCGGGGUAUAAAAAUAAAGUUAUUAAUCUUAUUAUUAUGUUGGACACACAAGAAAUAUUAUUUUCCUUGCAAACAAAUGAGAUCUCAGUGUACUUGGCAAGGAUUAGCAGGUGACUUUUGGGAAGCCUUCUGCAGAAAUUAUUUCUACAUCUAAACAGAGAGUAAUUUUCAUAGAAAUAAUCAUUCCCAAUGCUGUGAAUAAUUCAGAUGGAAACAUGAAUACAAAGAACGGCUGAAAUGGAAAGUUUGGAUGCGGUUCAGUUGCGGUUUCAAAUGCAAGGUCCAUGUCUAUCCUAAAUUGCUCUCUACAUCCAUCUAUAACUUUCUGUUCAUGGGUUUCAGGGAUGGCAGCUUCCCUUGAUGGGAGUCCGGUUAUCUUCAGAACAGAACAGGUUCAGACUCCUUUGCGUCAAAAUGUACUCAGUUCACUUUCAUGUGUGAGCAGUUCUUCCUCUUUUCAAUGUGGUUCCCCAAAAAGCCAGUCACUCGGCAUUGAAUUCAACUUAUUGCACAACAUUUCUGUAAAUGUCGGAGAUCCUCUUUUAGGUUUGCUAUCACUGGAGGAGGGAACAUCAUUUUUUCCAUGGGUGGUGACUUCGGCAAGGGACUUAUUAAAGCCAGGAGGGCAACAUGGCAAGCCAGGCUAGGAGUGCGCUCCAAAGGCCUUUGACAUUCAGCCAAAAUGUGCCUCUUGAUUCCGUUUUGCUGGUGUUGUUUUCAUAGCUGAUUUCAUAGAGCCUGUAACGCUGGGCUGUUUGCAAAGACAGAAUCCCUUCUCCAUCCGUGUGAGCUGCCUCCAUUCUGUGUUGAGAUGCUGGCAGAAAGCUUUCUCGCUGGCAUCGCCUACAGAGCUGAGCCGCCCAAACCUCGCCGAUGCGUGGGACUGAAAUCCGUGGAAGGAGAAUGCUGGCGUGAGAGGCUGGUGAGCAAAGAUGACCACCAAGAUUUCCAUGCAGAGUGCAAGCAGAUGGCCACACAAAAGUUGGGGGCAACAUGUGAGAUGGAAAUGGAUCAAAGCGCUGCCCCGCAGAAUUUGAUUAAAAACCAAUCACUUAUGAAUGGAUCUAACAACUUCCCUCUUUCAGCUCCGCAGCCUAUAGUGAGAAGAGAGCAACACUGUGAAAAUGAGCUGGAUUUGUAUAGAUCUUGGUCCAGCCAAAGCCUUUAUCAGAACUACCCCGAUCUCCAUAUUGGAGGGGACCACAUCGCGGACCAUACUUGUGAUUCAGGUUGCGUCCUGGACCAGGGAUACGAUGAGCUCUCCGCCGGUCCUGUCCUGUUGUCCAAAGAUAUCCCAUUAGGUCAUUCCCUUGGAAAUGAAUCCCUGCAGAAACCCAGGCUGAUAAAGGUCUGGCCUGGGGAUGAGACUGGGGAGAAGAGCAUGAUGCUCCACAAGGAGCCCCUGUCCAACUCCAUGCUCAACAACUACAUGGAAACAAAGGUCCAGGAAUUCUACAAGCAGUUUUGGGAAGAGAAGUUGACCGGCUCCAGUUCCCCCAACCACUUCACAACAUCAUAUUUGCUGAUGAAUAACACGAGUGACAUGCCCACAGAACAACACACCGAAGCGUCCAAGGCCCUGUUGCAAUCCUUAGCUCUGUUUAGUUUGCAAAACCUCAGCAGCGGAAACAGCAACGAAUUCAGCACGCCGAAUUUGCAAAUCUCCGCUCCACUUUGCAAAAAGAAAUCCAUGCCAGUACAGUUUGGUUCAUGAUUUAUUGUUGGGUGAUUUGUUUAUUGCUUUUGUUUUGAUUUUGUGCUGUUGUGUCCGGGUAUAGCCCCAUGUAAGCUGCCCCGGGUCCCUUCGGGGAGAUGGGGCGGGGUAUAAGAAUAAAGUUGUUGUUAUUAUUAUUAUUAUUAUUAUUGGAAAAUAAUUCUUAGAAAGGAUGAAUAUACAUAAAAAAUACUUUUAGUAAUGCAUUGGUGCCACAAAACCUUCGCUACCAAACCAAUGACAAGCAACAACAGCAUUGCUCUUCUGACACCGGGUUGCGAAUGAACGGUUGUGCUGUGACUGACACAAUACUGUUUUGCAAUAAAUGCAACUGUUAGACACUACUAGUGACUUCAAGCCAAAAGCAUUAACCUUCUGCUAAGCAUGUUAAUGUCUGAUUAAAGUUUGCUGCAAAAGUUUUAAUUAAACAUUUGAUUUCCA
Anolis carolinensis (green anole) is the source of this 2473-nucleotide messenger RNA. RefSeq names its product TLR adapter interacting with SLC15A4 on the lysosome. Lineage: Eukaryota; Metazoa; Chordata; Lepidosauria; Squamata; Anolidae. The record is from RefSeq and is a predicted model, not a curated record. The transcript is spliced from 2 exons. Gene Ontology annotation, biological process: regulation of toll-like receptor signaling pathway. Bases 1130 to 2032 code for a protein of 300 amino acids.